AUGUUCAAGUCAUCACCUCGUAGGAAUCAAAGAACAAAAGGUUUCAAAGUAAAGCAUGCUUUGCAGUUAUGUGUUCUGCUUGGUGUUUGCAUCUGGUUGAUUUAUCAAGUCAAGCAUUCUCAUGAGAAAAAGGGAGAGUACAAGAACCAUGUGAAAACUGGGAGUGAUGUACUUAAACUUGGCAGAAAGGAUCUUCGUCCAAUAGUUGAGGAAACUAUCACGAGAGAUGAAACACUUAAAGAAGAUGAGGAAGAAGAUAGCAAGCCAAAUGAAAAUGUGAGAACAAUUAGUGGGGAAGAAGAAUCCCACAACCACUUUAGUGACAGGACAGAACAGGGAACUGACCAUGGUAGUGGAGAGAAGGAAGAUGGGAAGGAGCAGAGUAAUGAAGAAACAGAAAAUGAAAAUAGCCGAGAAGAGAUGAAGGAGGACUCCAACGAUGAUACAAAUACCAAAGAGAAUGAUGAUGAUGUAAAGGAAGGCAACAAAGAGAAUGAAAAUGAACAUAAUUAUCAGAGCAGUAGAAGUGUUGGUGAAAAGACCAAGAAAACUCAAGAGUCAAAAGAUCACAUGAGUGACGAAAAUGGAAAUAUUGAGAAGAGUCUAAAGAAAAAAAUUGAGGGGGAUGGUGAAGGCAGUAGUGACAUGGAAAAUAAAGGGCAUGGAAUAGAACAUCACAGUAAUGAUGAUAAUAAUGGAGAAAAUAAGGAGGAAAGAGAGAAGAAUUACAAUGGAGAUGAUGUUUCUAGUGCAUUGGUCCAUCAACAUCAUAUUGUUGUACAUGGAGAAAAAGAGCAUGGGAAACCAGAGGAGAACGACGAGUCAGAGACCAAAAAGAAAAGUGAGAAGGUAGCAAAUAAUGGUUCUUCUAGCUCAUCAAAAGUAGAAGUGGGAGGUAAUGAGACGACCAAACAUGAGUCGUCCACAACUGAAGAAACCCAACGAGAUCAGGUAGAUUCAAACUCAAAUUUUGGUCACACAUCCUUACAUAAUGCAGAAGAAAACACUCAGAAUCAAGCUGAAACAUUCACACAACAUGCAGACGUAAAUUCUCAGGAUCGAGUUGAAAUAUCAUAUGGUUCAUCAUCUGAAGAGGAGAAGGUAUCCAUGAAUAAGGCUCCACCAAAGCAAAUAGAAAAAUUGGAUACAUAUAACAGCCAACAACCAGAUUCAACUAUAUCAGAGAAUGGAGAAUCCACUAAUCAACAAUCAAGUGUAAAUGACAACUCAUGGGAACAGUAUGAAAUCCCCAAUAACCAUGUGCCAAAUAUGGAUGAAAAUGAAGAUGUUGGUCAAAAGGAACAAGAUGAUUCUUUGCAAUCCCAAGAGCAAUCGACAACCUCAAACACAAAUAAUGAUGCCAAAGCUCACCAAGGUUCUUCGAAAUUAUUAAACACGAAAGCAAACAGUGCAUAUAGUAAUGGUGCAGACUAUAAUACUAGUGUGAGGCAAAAAGAGCAGGUCUUAUUUGGAAGUGGAGACAGAAACAAGAAUAAGGAGAAUAAUUUUGUGUAUAGCCAUGUAAAAGAAGACAACAAGUCAAAGAAAGAUGGUGUCAGCCACAAUGGUGAUAAGAAUGUUAUAGAUAGAAACAUAGGUGAAAAUGACAGCAAUGAGAAUAAAAAUAAAGGUGAAACUCAAACAGAGAAGGUCACUUCUGUGGGCAGUGAUGCUAGACAGAACGAUGAUGACAACGGAAAUGGAAACAAUGGUGCGGGCGAAGGACAAGAAGUUAACUCGUCUGGGUCUUCGACAGUGAACCAACAUGAUCAUAAUGAAUCAUCAUCAGAAUCAAAUAGUGGCAUAGAAGAGAUACAGAGUGUCUCAGUUGAUUCUUCGAGUUCGUCAGUUUCUCAAGAAGAGAAAGAGGCUCGUACAGAUUUGUCGACACUACCGCAAACAAGAAAUGAAGAUGUAGAUAUUGCUCAUUCAGCAGCUGCCGAAUGA
Molecule: messenger RNA, 1947 nt
Organism: Linum tenue
Lineage: Eukaryota; Viridiplantae; Streptophyta; Magnoliopsida; Malpighiales; Linaceae
Source: the annotation of a GenBank genome assembly